GUGCCAGAAGAUCAUCCUAAUGUCCACAUAAAACAGAAGUCCACAGCCAGAAUCUGGUGCAUACCCGGAUAAGCCGUCGACGCUCUCGUGUGUUAACACCAGUCUCUAAGGCCGUGCAUCUCACGAUCACUUCGUCAUGGAUGAUCUGACCAAGGAUCAAAUUGCUCUCCUGAAGAAGGCCUUCGAUGCCUUCGACCACGACAAAAAGGGUAGCAUCGGUACCGACAUGGUGGGCACCAUACUGACCAUGUUGGGCUACGAGCUCAGCGAAAAGACGCUGAAGGAAAUCAUCACCGAGGUCGACGAAGAUGGAUCGGGACAACUGGAGUUCGAGGAGUUUUGCACCCUGGCUGCUCGGUUCCUAGUUGAAGAGGAUUCGGAGGCCAUGCAACAAGAGCUACGCGAGGCGUUCCGACUGUACGACAAAGAGGGCAACGGGUAUAUAACCACCGCGGUGUUCCGCGACAUUCUUCACGAGCUCGACGACAAAUUAACACCACAGGAGCUGGAUAUGAUGAUCGAGGAGAUCGACGCCGACGGCUCGGGAACGCUGGACUUCGACGAGUUUAUGGAAGUCAUGACCGGUGGUGACGACUAGAUUGCAAGGUGGCUAAUCAGGAUGGACAGGGCUGCGAUUGAAAGCGACGACGACUGGCACGUGUGCUGUUCCGUAUCUGGACACCAAAGAGUUCCACUGUAUCCGACUGGUAGACGCGUAUGCUGACAUGGUCGACGACUGGAGACAAUCCCUGCGUCGGAUCGACGAUGAUCUUCGACGGGUCGACCAUCGAGAUGGCGGUUCGUCGCAGAAUCCCUGAUAGGGAAGAUGAGAAUGAAGUUCAAUAAAGAUUCCAAAGUUUCAAACCGAACAAAAGGCUUUUCUUGAUUACAAUGAGUCGAGUGACACGCCGGUUCUAACAUUCGUCGAAUUACCUCGUUGCAAACCUAAAUAUCGUAACAUCGAUAGAAGCGAAAGUCGAGACUGGUCGGACCGAUUGGUCCCCUGAACACCUGCAAUC
Molecule: messenger RNA, 1019 nt
Organism: Eufriesea mexicana
Lineage: Eukaryota; Metazoa; Arthropoda; Insecta; Hymenoptera; Apidae
Gene: TpnCIIIa
Product: troponin C type IIIa
Exons: 5
Coding region: 137-598 (153 amino acids)
Cellular component (GO): myosin II complex
Molecular function (GO): calcium ion binding
Source: RefSeq, a predicted model, not a curated record